AUGCCAUUCUUUCACCAAUCUAAGCCCCAGUGGCUGAAAAUUGCAUCCGCGGUCCUCCUCGGAGCAACCUGUGUCGCUGACGCCUACGUGAUACCCCGCCAAAUCAACUCAUCUCAAUUGCUGAACAGCUACGAUUAUGUCAUUGUAGGUGGCGGAACCGCAGGCUUGACUGUGGCAGACCGUUUGACGGAGGACCCUGAAACCAAAGUCUUGGUUCUCGAAGCUGCAGACUGGGGCAACAUGCCCGAGAACCUCAAGGUUUCCUUUCUCACCCGGACUUCAGCCUUUACAGACCUUCUUUGGCCCGGACUCCAGUCUGUUCCCCAGCCUGGCCUGAACGGAAGGACUGGCAAUGUCUUCAUUGCCAAACAAGUCGGAGGUGGUGCGUCGGUGAACGCCAUGAUGAACAUGCGUGGUUCGGCCGAGGACUACGACCGCUGGGCUAGCCUUUUCGGAUCCGAGGCUCAGCAGGGGACUGCCGACUGGAGCUGGGAUGGCAUCUUGCCGUUUUUCAAGAAGGGCCUCCAUUUCACUGAGCCGCCUCCCGAGCUGACCGAGAACUUUGACAGCGUCAAGUAUGACGCCGCAUACUGGGGAGACUCAUCGGAGAUCUAUGCAGGGUGGCCCCGAUUCUACUACCCCGGUGUUAAGCCCCUAGUUGAAGCUUUCAAGGAAAUCGACGGAGUGGAGUUCCCGGCUGACAGUGGUGCCGGAAAGCCCGGUGUCUUCUGGUUCCCCACGCUCAUGGAUCCCCGUACCGUCACCCGCUCCUAUGCUGGCACCGGUCACUAUCUCAACGUCAAUGCCACUCGUCCGAACUACCACCUUUUGCUCAAUACUCAGGCCCGCAAGUUGAUUCUUGACGACAAGCUCUGCGCUACAGGGGUUGAGUUCCCGUUAGGAAACAACAGCUUUGUCACUGUUACCGCAAAGAAGGAGGUCUUGCUCGCUGCUGGUGCCAUCCACACUCCUCAACUCCUGCAGCUUAGCGGCAUUGGACCUAGGAGCCUUCUGGAAGCUGGUGGCAUUGAUGUUCUUGUCGACCUCCCCGGCGUUGGCCAGAACUUCCAAGACCACAGCAGUCUCUCUACCAUGAACAUUACUCUCUCUAAGCUCACUGAGAUCCACCCCAACCCGACCGACCUAGUUGAGGGAAAUGACUUCAAGACUUGGGCCGACGAAGUGUGGGCAGCCAACAAGACCGGCCCUUAUUCUAUUGCGUUGACUAAUUUGGCCGGCUGGCUCCCUUUCACCGCCGUGUCCGACCGAGCUGAGGAGCUCGCCACCAAGUUGGAGCGACAGGACUUUGCCAGUCUCCUGCCGACGGAUGCCGCGUCCACAGUUGUCGCCGGUUUCAAGGCGCAGAUGAAGAUCCUGGCCGCCCAAAUGCGCUCCAAGGACACGGCAUUCACUCGCAUGCAGCUCAUUGCAAACCAGGGAUCCCAGGGCCCCGUCGCGAUGCAGUCCUUCAGCCGUGGCACCAUCAACAUCAAUACGACCGACCCGUGGAACACUGAGCCUGUGAUUGACUACCGCGCCCUGUCCAACCCUAUCGAGGCCGAUUUCUUUGUUGAAUCGAUCAAGUUCCUCCGCCGCUACAACUUCAACACCUCUCUGGCCAAUCAAUUCGACCCGGUCGAGUACGCCCCCGGUCCCGAAGUCACCUCGGACGAGGAUCUCAAGGCCUACAUUGCCGGCGCCAUGUCACCAACUGACUACCAUCCCGUGGGCACUGCAUCUAUGAUGCCACUUAACCUGGGCGGUGUUGUCGACCAGACAUUGCGGGUAUACGGAGUGAAGAACCUGAGAGUCGUUGAUGCCAGUGUCAUGCCCAUGGUUCCCAGCGCCAACACCUGCCAGCCCACUUAUGCCCUUGCUGAGAAGGCAGCGGAAAUCAUUAAGCAAGGCGUCUGA
This is a messenger RNA of Colletotrichum fioriniae, 1914 nucleotides long. RefSeq lists its product as uncharacterized. Gene Ontology annotation, biological process: secondary metabolite biosynthetic process. Gene Ontology annotation, molecular function: oxidoreductase activity, acting on CH-OH group of donors; flavin adenine dinucleotide binding. NCBI's taxonomy places the organism in Eukaryota, Fungi, Ascomycota, Sordariomycetes, Glomerellales, Glomerellaceae. The record is from RefSeq and is a predicted model, not a curated record.